This is a messenger RNA of Equus quagga, 7249 nucleotides long. It is a transcript of the gene CR1, whose product is annotated as complement C3b/C4b receptor 1 (Knops blood group). Bases 81 to 6938 code for a protein of 2285 amino acids. Lineage: Eukaryota; Metazoa; Chordata; Mammalia; Perissodactyla; Equidae. The record is from RefSeq and is a predicted model, not a curated record. The transcript is spliced from 43 exons.
AAGCUGCUCCUAUAUGUGAAUAUUACAAUAGAAAUACCAUUUGCCAUGAGCCAGUAGUACCAGGGGGACGCAGAAAUAAAAUGUCUAAACCACCGUACAGACACGGUGAUUCUGUGACAUUUACCUGUGAUAUCCACUUCACCAUGAAAGGAAACAAAUCUGUUUGGUGCCAAGCAAAUAACACAUGGGGACCAACGCCACUACCAAUCUGUGAGAGUGAUUUCCCCCUGGAGUGUCCAUCACUUCCCAGGAUCUCCUAUGGACAUCACACAGGGGAGACUGUUGGCAAGUUUACCCCAGGAUUGUCUGUGACUUAUAGCUGUGACCCUGGCUACUUGCUUGUUGGACAAAAGACCAUUAAGUGUUUGUCUUCAGGAGACUGGAGUUCUGGCAUUCCCACAUGUAAAGAGGCACAGUGUAAAGAUCCAGGACCAUUUCUCAAUGGGCAGAUAGCAGGGCCUGAAAAGUUUCGGGCUGGCGUAACUGUAGACUUUUCCUGUAAGGAAGGGUAUCGAUUAGAAGGCCAACCUUCUAGUCAGUGUGUAAUUGUUGGACAGAAUGCUUUAUGGACCAAGAUGCCAACAUGUAAAGAAAUUCUUUGCCCAGCACCUCCUCCUAUUCUCCAUGGAAGACAUACAGGCAGCUCUUCAGUGAACGUUCCAUAUGGAAGCAGAGUCACUUACACUUGUGACUUGGACCCAGAGAAAGGAGUGAACUUCAUCCUUAUUGGGAAGAACACUAUCUACUGUACCGCUGAUAGUCAGAAGACUGGGACCUGGAGUGGCCCUGCCCCACGCUGUGAACUUUCUGUUUCUGGGGUGCAGUGUCCACCUCCCAAAAUCCUAAGAGGCCGCAUAUUAUCAGGGCAGAAAAAUCAAUAUUCCUAUAACGACACUGUGGUAUUUGCUUGCGCGUUUGGCUUCACCUUGAAGGGCAGCAAGGGAAUCCGAUGUAAUGCCCAGGGCACAUGGGAGCCUCCAGAACCAGUCUGCGAAAAGGAGUGCCAAGCCCCUCCUAAAAUCCUCAAUGGGCGAAAGGAAGACAGACACAUGAUUCGCUUUGACCCUGGAACAUCCAUAAAAUAUAGCUGUGACCCUGGCUAUGUGCUGGUGGGAGAAGAAUCCAUACAUUGUUCCUUUGAGGGGGUGUGGAUACCCACUGCCCCCAAAUGCAAAGUGGCAGAGUGUAAACCUAUAGGAGAGCAACUCUUUGUAAAACCCCAGGAUCAAUUUAUCAGAUCAGAUGUUAACUCUUCUUGCGGUGAAGGGUACCGGUUAGGUGAGAGUGUUUAUCAGCUGUGUCAAGGCACAAUUCCUUGGUAUGUGGAGAUUCGUCUUUGUGAAGAAAUCACCUGCCCACCACCCCCUGUUAUCUACAAUGGGAUAUACACAGGGAUUUCCUCAGAAGACAUUCCGUAUGGAACUACAGUCACUUACACAUGUAACCCCGGGCCAGAGAAAGGAGUGAAAUUCAACCUCAUUGGGGCGAGCACCAUCCAUUGUAUCAGCAACAAUCAAAAGAGGGGCAUCUGGAGUGGCCCUGCUCCUCUUUGUAAACUUUCCCUCCCUGCUGUUCAGUGCUCACAUGUCCAUGUUGCAAAUGGAUACAAGGUGUCUGGCAAGGAAGCCCCAUAUUUCUACAACGACACUGUGACAUUCAAGUGUGAUCAUGGAUUUACUUUGAAGGGCAGCAGUCAGAUUCGUUGCAAAGCCAAUAACACCUGGGAUCCUGAAAUACCAGUUUGUGAAAAAGACUGCCAGCCACCUUCUGGGCUUCACCAUGGUCGGCAUACGGGUGGAAAUAGGGUCCUCUUUGUCUCUGGGAUGACAGUAGACUACACCUGUGACCCUGGCUACUUACUUGUGGGAAACAAAUCCAUUUACUGUAUGCCUUCAGGAAAUUGGAGUCCUUCUGCCCCUCGGUGUGAAGAAGCACCGUGUCAGCCGGUGAGACACCAAGAGCUUCCACUUGAUUCGCACGUGGUACAAGUCAAUACAUCCUGCAAAGAUGGGUACCAGUUGACUGGACAUGCUUAUCGGAAGUGUCAAGAUGCUGAGAAUGGGGUUUGGUUCCAAAAGAUUCCACUUUGUAAAGUUAUUCAGUGUCAACCUCCGCCAGUGAUUGACAAUGGGAGGCUCACAGGUGUGAUGGCACAACACUUUCUAUAUGGAAAUGAAGUCUCUUACGCAUGUGACCAAGGAUUCUAUCUUCUGGGACAGAAAAGCAUACGAUGCAUAAGUGAUUCUAAAGGACAUGGAUCUUGGAGUGGACCUCCCCCACAGUGUUGGUCUCUAGGUCAAUGCAAAGCCCCGGAGUGGUUGCCAUUUGCCAAGCCUACAACAUUGACUGGAGAGAAUGAGUUUCCCAUUGGGACGUCUUUGAAGUAUAAGUGCCGCCCUGGUUACUACCAGAGAGAGUUCUCUAUCACCUGCCUACCAAAUUCGGUCUGGUCAACUGCUGAGAACAUCUGUAAACGUAAACAAUGUAGAUCUCCUCCAGAACCCACAAAUGGCAAAAUGGUCGUAAAUGGAGACAUCCAGUUUGGAUCAACUGUUAAUUAUUUGUGUAAUGAAGGAUACCGACUCAUUGGUCACUCCUCUACAACAUGCAUCAUCUCAGGAAAUACUGUCAUCUGGGAUAAUGAAGCACCUGUUUGUGAGAGUAUUCCUUGUGGGCCACCCCCAGCCAUCGCCAAUGGAGAUUUCAUUAGCACCAACAGAGAAUAUUUUCCAUAUGGAACGGUGGUGACCUAUUACUGCAAUCCUAGAGAGAGAAGGAUAAAGCUGUUUCACCUCAUCGGUGAGCCGUCAAUAUACUGCACCAGCCUCGACAAUCAAGUUGGCGUCUGGAGCGGCCCUCCCCCUCAGUGCAUUGUACCUAAUACGUGCACGCCUCCAGACGUUGAAAAUGGAAUCAGGGUGUCUGAGAACAGAAGCUUCUUUCCCUUAAAUGAAAUCGUGGAGUUUAGGUGUCAGCCCGGCUUUGUCAUGAAAGGACCCUCCAGUGUGCGAUGCCAGGCCCAAAACAAAUGGGUGCCGGAGCUGCCGAGCUGCUCCAGGGCAUGUCAGCCACCUCCAGAAAUUCCAUAUGGUAAGCACACCCCAAGCAACAAGGACAACUUUUCCCCUGGGCAGGAAGUGUUCUACAGCUGUGAGCCCGGCUAUGAUCUCAGAGGAGCUGCCUCUUUGUCCUGUACACCCCAGGGAGACUGGAGGCCAGAAGCCCCAAGAUGUGCAGGAAAAUCAUGUGCUGACUUCCUGGACCAGCUCCCUAAUGGCCGAAUACUAUUUCCACUUAACCUCCAGCUUGGGGCAAAAGUGUCCUUCGUUUGUGAUGAGGGAUUCCAAUUAAAAGGCAAUUCUGCUAGCCAUUGCAUCUUGGUUGGAAUGGAAAGCCUUUGGAAUAGCAGUGUUCCUGUGUGUGAACAAAUCUUGUGUCCAAAUCCUCCAGAUAUCCUGAAUGGGAGACACACAGGAAAACCUCUGGAGGUCUUUCCUUUUGGAAAAGAAGUAACUUACACAUGUGACCCCCACCCAUACAGAGGGAUGACCUACAAUCUCACUGGGGAGAGCACCAUCCGCUGCACAAGUGACAGUCAAGGGAAUGGAAUUUGGAGCAGCCCUGCCCCUCGCUGUGUACUUCCAGGUUACUGUAACUCCCCAGAUCAUUUUCAAUUUGCUAAGUUGAAAAUCCAAACCAAUGAAUCUGUGUUUCCCAUUGGGACAUCUUUAAAGUAUGAAUGUCGCCCUGAAUUCUACAGGAGGUCAUUCUCCAUCACAUGUCUAGAAAACCUGACGUGGUCAAAUGCCAAAGAUGUCUGUAAACGUAGAUCAUGUAAAACUCCUCCAGAUCCUAUGAAUGGCGUGGUGCAUGUAGACACAGACACCCAGUUCGGAUCCAGAAUUAAUUAUUCUUGUAAUAGAGGGUAUCGACUCAUUGGUCAGUCAUCUGCUAAAUGUAUCAUCUCAGGCAACACUGUCAGUUGGGAGACGGAGCCACCAAUUUGCGAACGUAUUCCUUGUGGGCCACCCCCAGCCAUCGCCAAUGGAGAUUUCAUUAGCACCAACAGAGAAUAUUUUCCAUAUGGAACGGUGGUGACCUAUUACUGCAAUCCUAGAGAGAGAAGGAUAAAGCUGUUUCACCUCAUCGGUGAGCCGUCGAUAUACUGCACCAGCCUCAACAAUCAAGUCGGCAUCUGGAGCGGCCCUCCCCCUCAGUGCAUUGUACCUAAUACGUGCACGCCUCCAGACGUUGAAAAUGGAAUCAGGGUGUCUGAGAACAGAAGCUUCUUUCCCUUAAAUGAAAUCGUGGAGUUUAGGUGUCAGCCCGGCUUUGUCAUGAAAGGACCCUCCAGUGUGCGAUGCCAGGCCCAAAACAAAUGGGUGCCGGAGCUGCCGAGCUGCUCCAGGGUAUGUCAGCCACCUCCAAAAAUCCUCCAUGGUAGGCACAUCACAAGCAACAAGGACGAAUUCUCCCCUGGGCAGGAAGUGUUCUACAGCUGUGAGCCCGGCUAUGAUCUCAGAGGGGCUGCUUCUCUGCGCUGUACGCCCCAGGGAGACUGGAGCCCAGAAGCCCCAAGAUGUGCAGUGAAAUCAUGUGCUGACUUCAUAGACCAGCUCCCUAAUGGCCGUAUACUCCUUCCACUUAAUUUCCAGCUUGGGGCAAAAGUGUCCUUCAUUUGUGAUGAGGGGUUCCAUUUAAAGGGAAGUUCUGCUAGUUACUGUAUCUUGGUUGGAAUGGAAAGCCUUUGGAAUAACAGUGUUCCUGUGUGUGAACAAAUCUUUUGUCCAAAUCCUCCAGCUAUCCUUAACGGGAACCACACAGGAACUUCUCUGGGAGACAUUCCCUAUGGAAAAGAAAUAUCUUACACAUGUGACCUCCACCCAGACAGAGGGAUGACCUUCAACCUCAUUGGGGAGCGCACCAUCCGCUGCACGAGUGAUAGUCAAGGGAACGGGAUUUGGAGCAGCCCUGCCCCUCGCUGUGAACUUUCUGGUCCUGCUGGUUACUGUAAAGCCCCAGAGCAGUUUCCAUUUGCCAAGCCUACAACCCUGACUGAUGAGUCUGAGUUUCCAAUUGGGACAUCUUUGAAUUAUGAAUGCUCCCCUGGGUAUUUUGAGAAUAUGUUCUCUAUCACCUGCUUAGAAAACUUGGUCUGGUCAAGUGCUGAAGAUAUCUGUAGACGAAAAUCAUGUGGAACUCCUCCAGAACCCUUCAAUGGCAUGGUGCAUAUAAACACAGAUACCCAGUUUGGAUCAACAGUUAAUUAUUCUUGUAAUGAAGGGUAUCGACUCAUUGGCUCCCUGUCUGCUGCUUGUCUCCUCUCAGGCAAUAAUGUCACGUGGGAUAAAGAGGCACCUCUUUGUGAGAGUAUAUCUUGUGAGCCACCCCCAGCCAUAUCCAAUGGAGACUACUACAGCAGCAAUGGAAAUGUUUUUAAAUAUGCAACAGUGGUCACUUAUCGGUGUCUCACUGGGCCAGAUGGAGAAAAGCUAUUUGACCUCGUGGGAGAACAGUCGAUUUUCUGUACCAGCAAAGACAAUCAGCUUGGAGUUUGGAGCAGCCCUCCUCCUCAGUGUGUUUCUGCUAGUAAAUGCACAACUCCAGAAGUUGAAAAUGGAAUUAGACUAUCCGGAAAUAAGAGUUUAUUUUCCUUAAGUGAGAUUGUGAGAUUUAGAUGUCAGCCUGGCUUUGUCAUGAAAGGGUCCAACGUUGUGCAAUGCUGGGCCAACAACACAUGGGUUCCUGAGCUGCCAAGCUGUUCCAGGGCAUGUCAGCUGCCUCCAGAAAUCCCACACGGGAAGCACACUCCAAACAACAAGGAUGACUUUUCCCCUGGCCAGGAAGUGUUCUACAGCUGUGAGCCCGGCUAUGAUCUCAGAGGGGCUGCUUCUCUGCGCUGUACGCCCCAAGGAGACUGGAGCCCAGAAGCCCCAAGAUGUGCAGUGAAAUCAUGUGCUGACUUCCUGGACCAACUCCCUAAUGGUCGGGUGCUCUUUCCACUAAAUUUCCAGCUUGGGGCAGAAGUGUCCUUCGUUUGUGAUGAGGGGUUCCGAUUAAAAGGCAGCUCCACUAGUCGUUGUGUCUUGGUUGGAAUGAUAAGCCUUUGGAACAGCAGUGUUCCUGUGUGUGAGCAAAUCUUUUGUCCAAAUCCUCCGGCUAUCCUUAACGGGCGCCACACAGGAACUUCUCUGGGAGACAUUCCCUAUGGAAAAGAAAUUACUUACACAUGUGACCCGCACCCAGUCAGAGGGAUGACCUUCAACCUCGUCGGGGAGAGCACCAUCCGCUGCACAAGUGACAGUCAAGGGAAUGGGUUCUGGAGCAGCCCUGCCCCUCGCUGUGAACCUUCUGGUUCUGCUGCAUGCCCACAUCCACCCAAGAUCCACAAUGGGCAUAAGAUUGGAGGGCGUGCAUCUCCGUAUCUUCCUGGGAUGACUGUCACCUACACUUGUGACCCAGGCUACCUGUUGGUGGGAAACGCCUUCAUUUUCUGUACAUACCUGGGAACCUGGAGCCAGUCUGAUCAUUAUUGCAAAGAGGUAAAAUGUAGCCUCCCACAGUUUAUGAAUGGAAUCCAGAAGGAGAUGAAAAUUAAAAACAUCUAUCACUAUGGAGAUAAUGUAACUUUGGAGUGUGAAGAUGGAUAUAGUCUGAAAGGCAGUCCCCAGAGCCAGUGCCAGGCAGAUAACACAUGGGACCCUCCUCUGGCCAUAUGUACAUCUCGCCCACGUGAUGCUCUCAUAGUCGGCAUAUUCUUCGGUAUGAUCUUCUUUAUUGUACCCAUCAUUAUUUCCUGUUGGAUGGUUCUAAAACGCAAAAAAGGCAAUAAUACCGAUGGAAAAUCUAAAGAAGUGAUUAUCCAUUUACAUCCCCAACAAGGCAACUGUGUUCAGCCUCAAAGUCUGCAAACAAAUCAGGAGAAUGGCAGUGAAUAAAGAAAAACCUCCCUCAAAAUGGAGUCAGGAGGCCCUGACGGUGGAGCCCUCAUGCAUUACCACUCCUCCUGCUUACAGCCCCAGCAAGAGAGGAAGAUUUCCUCCUCACCCAGCAACAGCAAGCAGCCAAUGAGAAGCCACCACCACUUCGAGCUCCUGGUUUCCUCCAAUGAACUGCUUAAAACAGCUCCUUCCCACUUUCUCCCUUCCUUCGUUCUCUGGAUUUGUCUGUAUGGUUCACUAUAGUUUCCACGUCCCAAAUUGCAAUUCCUCUGUUAUUUCCUAAUAAACUACAUUUUGCUUACCAUUUU